CAGCUCCGAUCGACUUUGAUACUCGAUAGACGACGACAAUGUAUCCGGCCAGCGGCACUGGAGGCAGUGCAGCAACUGCUGCCAAGUUCCAGAAUCGCUGUGGAUCGCCGCAAUUCGCCAGCGAUUAUCCGCACCCACAUCCGCACCAGCAUCCGCACCAGACGACAUCGGUGGCGGUGCACAGUGCCCCGCCGGGAGUGGGUGUGGGAGUGAGUGCGGCGGUGAGUGGUGGCUCCAUGCGCCACGGCCAGCGGGCGGUGGCAUCACAUCAGCAUCCCAGCCAGAUGACCCUCAGCCACGGCAUGGGUCACAAUCAUGGCAUGGCAUUGGGCGGUGGCCUGGGCAUGGGAAUGGGCCAUGGCCAUGGACAUGCGGCCGCCACCUUGGGGCAUCCACAUACACACUCGCAUUCGCACAACAACAGCGGCAGCAGCAGCAGCAGCCACGUGGGACACAUCGGCUCGCACCUGAUCUUCCCCGACGACAUGGACAGCAUCGAGUUUUGCAUGCCGGCGGCGCCCUCUUCCUCGUCCGCCUCCUCGCAGAACGGCCUCGGGAUCGGAGACCAACUGCUCAUGGGCAGCAGUCACGGCGAGGCGUUCACGGAGCGCCGAAGAAGGGGUCACAGCCGGCGGAGCAACCACAAGAUGGAUGUCGAGCAGCAGGUCAAGUGGUCUCGCAAGAACAUUGCCGCCACCAUGGAACGGUUCGAGCCCACGACCAACACACAGUCGUCGUCGUCCACUUCAUCGCUGGACUACGGAUUCGCCGCCGGCGUAAUGACGCCCAGCAGCAGCAGUGCCACGGCAUCGCACGGCGGUGGCGCCUCCAAUCCCUCACUGCACGUGGCCUUCAACGGCGGGGGUGGUGGUGGAGCUGUGGGUGGUGGUGGUGGCUCUGGAGCCUCGGGAGCCAGCGGAGCUAGUGGCACGGGAGCAGCUGCACCGGCGGCGCCGUUCAACCAUGUCUACUCCUAUGCCUACUACGAACCGGGCGCGGCCAAGUGCCACACGAAUGUGCCUGCCGCCCAGGGAUCGAGCUCGAGUUCCGGAUCCGGAGGUCAGGGUCAGCAGGGCCAGCAGCAGGGCCACUCGAAGAGUCCGCCACGGAACUCGAUACGCGCCCUAUUGGCCAAGAGCUUCCGCUCGAAGAGCAGCACCACCCAUCACGGCGGCCAGUCCACCUCCAGUUCGCCCAGCGCCGAGGAGCGGGAUCGACACACCUACACCACCCGCUACGGCACCACCGAGAAUCUGUACGAGGAGGUCAGCGAGCAGAAGAUCCGCAAAGUGCUCUCCGACAACCGCAUCGCCAGUGGUUCCAGUGCGGGCAACGUGAAGGAGGAGCAGCGCCGCGUCCAGCACAACCACUUCCGGGUGCUCGACGAGCUGAAUCUCUCGCUGGAGGCCUUGAUAAUGCCGCCCACACCGCCGGACGUGAGUCCCAGCCAUGCCCUCGGUGCCGACGAGCCCAGCACCUCGAUGCCCGCCGGCGCGGUGGGUGGUGGCAGUGGCAUAUCGAUGUCAUCGUCAUCGGGCUCGGCGGUGGCGGGACCCUCGUCGAAGACCGCCCAACGACCCAGGCGCGGCGGUCUACUGGGCGGAGCCGCCGGUGCUGGGGCCACCUCGAACUCCAGCUCCGCCUCGCACGCCAGCCUGGAGAACCUGUCGAGCACGCUGAACAGCAUGGAGCUGAAGGAUCAUGGCCACAGCAGCUGCAUCAAUCCGGAGUUCGAUGAGGGCGACCUCGAUUCCGGCUUCAGCGGCAGCGGCAGCAGCAGUGGGGCCAGCUAUAACGAGAGUCUGCGGUACUACAAGUCCGCCACGCCCACCGGCCAGCUGCACCACCACGCCCACAUCCACCAGCAGCAGCAUCAGCAGGCGCUGCACCACCACAACCUGAACAACAACACCUUGCCGCACAAUCUGCGCAGCUGCCGAUCCUCGACCGCCUCGGGCACCUCCACCUCCAAGAGCAGCAUGGCCAGUUGUGGCGAGGAUCAGGGCAUUGGCAUGACCUUGGCGGUGGGCGGUGGAGUGGGAGGAGUGGGUGGUGGUGCCGCCGCCGGUGGUGUCAUGGUGCCCAUGCACGAGGCGGCGGGCGCCGUGGGCGGCGGCGGCGGCUCGCUGUCGCCCUUCAACUAUCCACGCCGCUGUUCGGCGGAUCAGCAGCGCGCCUCGGGCAGAUCGAUGGCCUCCGGCGUGGGCGUUGGACCCGGCGUGGGCGUGGCCGUGGGCGGAAUGGGCGGCGGCAUGGGCGGCGGCAGCAUGAGCAUGAGCAGCAGCAGCAACGUGGCACUGUCCACCGGAGCGAAACCCAAGAAGAACUUCUGGACCAUGAAACCGUGAUGCUACAAAAAGGCGCUGCGUCACAUUUGCAAGAAAUGGACUAUUGUUAUGGAAUACAAUUCAAAGACUGCCUCAUGCCAUGCCAUCCAUUAUUACCACCAACCCAAUAGCGGCAGCAACUAUAGUAGCUAUAGUAGCCGUCGCCACCAUCAGCAUCAGCAGCUGACGUCAUCAGCGUCAACAUCAUCG
Molecule: messenger RNA, 2537 nt
Organism: Drosophila subpulchrella
Lineage: Eukaryota; Metazoa; Arthropoda; Insecta; Diptera; Drosophilidae
Product: midnolin homolog
Exons: 3
Coding region: 39-2348 (769 amino acids)
Source: RefSeq, a predicted model, not a curated record